GCUUGUUCUAUCACCAAAAACAAAAACAAAAUCUUUCCUUCAAUUCAAGGGGAAUAUAAAUUUGAGAGUUUCAUUUCUAUUGUAAGUAGCGCCAUGUCCUUGGAUAAAUCCGGUGAGGGAGAAGAGGGCAAAAAUUGUGAUUAUUUCGAUGCGUUUGCCCGUCUAGAGAUGCAGGAAUUACUUCUCAAGGAUUCGGUGCGAAUGCUGGCUUAUCGCAAAGCCAUCUGGAGCAACAAAAAGCUCUUCAAAGACAAGAUUGUAAUGGAUGUGGGUUGUGGCACGGGAAUAUUAGCGCUCUUUGCAGCCGAGGCAGGAGCCAGUAAGGUUAUAGCCGUGGAAUGUUCAGGUUUGGCGGAAACGGCCAAGGAAGUGGUAAAGGCAAAUAAUAAAGAGAAUAUAGUGAUGGUCGUCAAGGGAACAAUUGAGGAAAUGGAACUGCCCAAGGAGAUCAAACAAGUGGACCUCAUAAUGGCCGAGUGGAUGGGUCAUGGACUCUAUAUGGAGUCCAUGUUUCAUUCCGUGUUGCAGGCUCGUGACAAGUGGCUCAAACCUGGUGGCCAUAUUUUACCCAAUUUGGCCAAGCUCUAUGUGGCUGGAAUAACCGAUCGUCAUUAUGCUACUAAUCUAAACUUCUGGAACAACGUGGAGGGCUUUGACAUGACCAGCAUUAGACGAACAGUGGCCCAUGAAGCUGUGGUGGACUGUGUGACCAUACAGCAACUGAUGACCGAGGAGUGUCAUGUCCACACGCAGGACAUGAAUACGGCCAAGAAUGAAACGCUUAACUUUCACUCCAACUUGCGUUUGAAAGUGCUGAAAACUGGUGUUAUUGAUGCCAUCGUUGUCUACUUUGAUGUAUCUUUUCUGGUUAGUGAGAUGACCGAGUCCACUGCGGGUUUCUCUACAUCGCCAAAGGCUCCGUGGACCCAUUGGGAACAGACCCUAUUGCAUCUGGAUAAGCCACUGCAUGUGGCAAGUCAAGAGAUAGUCACCGGUGUUUUUGGUGUAGUGCCCAGCGCUAAUGAGCCACAUGGCCAGAAUUUUGAGUUGGCCAUUAAUUUUAAGGGAUCUCUGGGCACAAUGGAAAGCUUUAAGAUCUUUACCAACAAUCAAAAUCCGUUGCCAUAAAUGGAAAAUCGUUAAAAUUCUGCCAUUAAAAUAAAGUCAAACUUAGAAAGUGGACCAAAAGCGCCAAAUGGGCGGAGAGAGAGAGAGAGAGAGAGGGUCGGUCCAUUAAUGUAAAAUGUGAAAAUGUCUCUGUCUAA
Drosophila willistoni is the source of this 1265-nucleotide messenger RNA. It is a transcript of the gene Art6, whose product is annotated as protein arginine N-methyltransferase 1. The record is from RefSeq and is a predicted model, not a curated record. The transcript has 2 exons. Gene Ontology annotation, cellular component: nucleus. The coding region runs from base 94 to 1128 and encodes 344 amino acids. Gene Ontology annotation, molecular function: protein-arginine N-methyltransferase activity. Gene Ontology annotation, biological process: peptidyl-arginine methylation. NCBI's taxonomy places the organism in Eukaryota, Metazoa, Arthropoda, Insecta, Diptera, Drosophilidae.